AAUAUGUGGCUUGGGUAAUGUCCGUGUGUACUCCACCUAUCGGCGCAGCCUACUGAUUCUACCGAGUCCCGGUGAGCCUGAUGGAUUUACGCCUGCACUAAGACACUAUUAUUCUGUAUUCGGACCGUUUAUGAAGUUAAAUGACAUGGACUGCAUGUGCUCGUCACGAUGAGGGUCUGUCGCAUUUCCGUUCAGCUGCGAAAAAUGACCUUUACGUGGAUCAAAAUAGACGGAAAGUUAGUCGGAGGAAGGUGAAGUAAAGUGAAUAUAUUAGCAAGCAGCGCUAGCAGCGCGGCUCAAACAACACGUAUUUGAUAUUUACAUGUUGUUUGAUUCAAUAUAGUGGAAAUGUAAACGUUUAAAUAGUGUUUUAUAUAGUUUUUGUGUCACCCCGCUGUUGCUAAGUUAACGUUAGUGCUCUCAAGAUUAUUAGCUUGACUUGCUAGCAGUCAUUUGAACUAAAGUUACCUCUGAAGUCAGAAAAUGUUUGCCAGUUUAUUUACCACUUUAAGUAUAUUUUACGUUCGUUAACUUUUUAGCUUUGUCGUAUAAACGAAAAUUUCCAACAGAAAUCGUUCAGAGGUGAUCUGUCAUAAGUGUCAACUGUCUCCGAUGUUUCUUCUAAAACUCCUUAGCUGAAACACAAAGACUGUUGAUAUAGUUGAAAGCCUUAAUGCGUAUGGCAUAGGCUCGGAUUGUUCGUGAGAAGGAUAAAUAUUUGAGUUUAUUUCUCUUCUGAAAUUUAGAGGAGACACUUGUGAGAAUGCAGGGUCUUAAUAACAGAAUUGCCUACACCUCUCCACUUGUCUCCAUUUAAUCUCAUUGCUGUAUCUGAAACUUUAGAGAUUUACAAUAUAACGUAUAAAACAUGCUGUCAGUUUGCUGUAAUCGCAUUUAUAUUAGUUUACAUGAAUAGACGUCCAUAUAGCUGUGUACAUUAGCAACCUGCUUAUCGAUAACUUUAAUUUUGAAUGACCUCAGUAUUGAUAAGCUACAAAGAAAAAAUGUCUGUGUACUCAAAACUACCCUCUGAGCUGAAGAAACCCCUUGUGAGAAACACCAUUGUCCUUCUUGUUGCUCUGUAUGGGGCAAAAAAACUUUCCCCUUACAUUUAUGGCAAGCUCAAGGGAAGGACUAGUAAACAGGUUAAGGGCACCGACCCGGUUACCACCAAUAGAGAACCCCAAGAAGUGGAAGUUGCAAAGAAAAAGAAAAGCUCCCCGGCUGUGAACCGCGAAUUCUUUGAGAGGUUGAUUCGUCUCUUGAAAAUCCUCUUUCCUCGGCUUUUCUGCAAAGAACUCGGCCUGCUCGGUUUCCACUCUCUAGCUCUCAUUUCACGCACAUUUCUCUCCAUCUAUGUAGCCAAUUUGGAUGGGCAAAUAGUGAAAACCAUUGUGAAGAAAGACCCCAGGGCGUUUGUGGUUGAGUUAACCAAAUGGCUGCUCAUUGCCAUUCCCGCCACCUUUGUGAACAGUGCCAUCCGUUACCUGGAGGGUCAGCUGACCCUCGCAUUUCGCACUCGAUUGGUCACCCAUGCCUACAUGAUGUAUUUCAGUGACCAGACAUAUUACCGUGUAAGCAACAUGGAUGGAAGGCUGGCAAACCCUGAUCAGUCUUUGACCGAAGAUGUGGUGAUGUUUGCUGGCUCUGUGGCUCAUCUGUACUCGAACCUGACCAAGCCUAUCCUCGAUGUAGUGGUGACCUGUUACACACUCAUUAAAACAGGCGAGUCGAAAGGUGCCAACACCACAUGGCCCUCCAUCAUAGCUGGCAUUGUGGUGGCGUUUACUGCCAAGAUUCUGAGAGCGUUCUCUCCCCGCUUUGGUAAACUGGUGGCCGAGGAAGCCAAGAGGAAAGGCGACCUGAGAUAUAUGCAUUCACGCAUCAUCGCCAAUUCAGAGGAGAUCGCCUUCUAUGGAGGACAUAAGAUCGAGAUGCUGCAGCUGCAGCGGAGCUACACGGCGCUGUCCAAGCAGAUAAACCUCAUCCUGUUCAAGAGGCUGUGGUAUGUCAUGCUGGAACAGUUCCUGAUGAAAUAUCUCUGGAGUGCAUCGGGCCUGGUCAUGGUCGCCGUGCCCAUCAUCACUGCCACUGGAUACUCGAAAUACGAUUCAGAGGAUGUAAAACAGGCAGCCCUGGGGAUGAAGGAGGAGGACUUGGUGAGUGAACGCACACAGGCCUUCACCACGGCCCGGAACCUUCUGAACGCCGCAGCUGAUGCAGUGGAGAGGAUCAUGGUCUCCUACAAAGAGUUCACAGAACUGGCUGGAUACACGGCUCGUGUGUAUGAGAUGUUCGAGGUGUUUGAGGAUGUGCGUGUUGGAGUGUACCGUCGUUCGGCCUCAGAGGUGAAGCCAGAAAAGCCAGGGACGGCUGGGAAGAUAAAACAUGGCAUGAGAGUGGAGGGACCGCUGCAGAUCAGAGGUAAGGUGAUUGAUGUGGAACAGGGCAUCAAAUGUGAAAACCUACCCAUAAUAACUCCUACAGGGGACGUGGUGGUUUCCAGCCUGAACAUACAGGUUGAUGAAGGCAUGCAUCUGCUGAUCACAGGCCCCAACGGUUGUGGAAAAAGCUCUCUCUUCCGAAUCCUGAGCGGCCUCUGGCCCGUCUACAGCGGAGUGCUUUACAAGCCAUCACCCGAGCACAUGUUUUACAUACCUCAAAGGCCUUAUAUGUCUGUGGGAACGCUGAGAGAUCAGGUCAUCUAUCCUCACUCUGUUCAGGAGAUGCAGGAGAAAGACAUCACUGACCAGCAGCUGGAGGACAUCCUCAAAACUGUGAACCUCUGCUACAUCCUGGAGAGAGAAGGAGGUUGGGAUGCAGUGAGCGACUGGAAGGAUGUGUUGUCUGGAGGAGAGAAGCAGCGGAUGGGCAUGGCCAGGAUGUUUUACCAUAAGCCUCAAUACGCCCUCCUGGAUGAGUGCACGAGUGCUGUGAGUAUUGAUGUGGAGGGCAAAAUCUUUGAAGCUGCAAAGGAUGCUGGGAUUGCGCUUCUCUCUAUUACACACCGUCCUUCUCUCUGGAAGUACCACUCCCACCUGCUGCAGUUUGAUGGCGAGGGCGGCUGGCGCUUUGAAAAGCUGGACGCCUCCACACGGAUCUCCCUGCAGGACGAGAAGCUCCGGCUUGAGACCCAGCUCUCGGGAAUUCCCAAGAUGCAGCAGCGGCUGGUAGAGCUGUGCCGCAUUCUGGGGGAGGACAGCAGUCUGCCGAACCCAGGGGAAGUGGAGGAGGAUGAUGGGAUGGAGGGAGAGAGGGAGCAGCAGAAGGAGGGGGAGGAGAAGGAGAGAGAUGUGGGAUCUGGUGGAAAAGGGAAAGACCUUAUGGAGUGAUUUGCAGGGAGAUGAUGGAUGCAUUCAAGGCCAGGUGUGAGCGCGUGUGUGUGUGUGUGUGUGUGCAUAUAUCAGCCCACAUAUGUUUUAGAUGCAUGCAUUGACUAAAUCUGUUUCUAAUAGGGUUAGGAAGCAAAAACUUAAUCAAAACCAGUUCCAGUUUUUUUUUAAGAGAAUCGUUUUAAGGAUGUUUGGUUCCGUUAACGGUUCUAGAACGUUUGUAUUCCACAAAGGAUUCUGAAAAAACACUGCAAGAAAAUAUGCAAAACACCUUGAAACAACUUUGCCGUUGUUAUGAUGAUCAACGUGCAUCUUAUUUUUUUAGCAUUAUUUUUGUCAGCAAUCAACAGUUGAGUGUGUAAUUGUAAAUUUUCAUGAUUUCAAAAGACAGCUGGAACCUUUUCUUUUUCACAGACUUUGAUUACAUUUAGGGUUGUGAGUCAUUCAAAACUGAAUUCAGGAUGUUAACCCUUGUGCUGUAAAAUACCUUAACUAAUUUGCUGUUCCUGGUUAAAAAUUAUGCCUUUUAAAAAAUUGCUUAUACAAUUCUCAUUAUGCUAUAUUUUUCACCAAAUCUAGGAUUUGAUAUUUUCUUUCAAUCAGCAGAGAUUUUGUUUAUGUUUUUGAAACUGAUUGAUCAAAGGCCUCACUGAUCUGAGCUCAGUUAAAAGCAUUAUUUGUGGAUCAUUUGAGCAAUAUUCAUUUAAAAACUGAGGUGCAUAAGCUCAGACAAAGAUAAGAACAGGAGAACCUGUUGUUUUUUAUCCAAUGCCUAAAAAUAUAUAUAUUUUUGAUUCUUCACUGUUGAAAUCUCAUUUCAUAAUUUGACAACAGGCUUCCAAGGGUAGUGAAUUUAGGACAAUUAUUUUCCAAUCAUAAUCCAUCCCACUUCAAAAGAACCAUUAACAGGACCAUUGAUAAAACAGAAUCAGAAUCAGAUUCCCAUCUGUAGUCUCUAGACAGAAAACGCACAGUGAGAACCUCAAAAGCUUUUGUUAGCUGUACAAAGACACUGCGGUUAGUGUGUGUGUGUGUUUGUUUGUUUAUGUAUGUAUAUAUGUGUGUGUGUGUGUGUGAGGGUAGUACUCAAGGUGGGUGUGUUUUGGAGGGGGUGGGAGACAGCUGCCAACUCCACCAGGUGCGGUCGAUGAUGAAAGCACCUAUGAAAGCUGUUCCUCUUGCUCGUUAUCGCUGUUCUCUGAAGAAUUCUCUGGAAAUCUGCAGGACCCAGGCAGCGCGUGCGUCUGUGCGUUUGUCUUUAGGGAAAGGGUGAAAGCCGAGUUUGGGCUCUGCUGUUUUGUAUCAUUUCAGGGGUGAUAUUUUCAAACUUCUAAGGAGUUGACAUGAAUGCUGUAGCUCAAAUCCUGCCAUGUUUUAAUGCAAAAUCAAAAAGGGGAAACUUGUCCACAGUGUAGAUGAUAAGUUCUUUGUUUUUCUCUAAUACUAAUAGAUAUUUGAACAAUGACCACAUUCACAUGCACAUAAAUGCUGUGUACAUGUAUGCGGGAAUAUCCUUAUAUGAUGUUAUAAACAUCUUUUGUGUGAUAAUGUGCAAGUAAUUGUGGUCAAUAAGAAAUGGCAAAAAAUUUUAUGUUUUUUUUAUUCUUUAAACAAUCAACAAGAAUCUAUGGAAGCUUGUUCGCACCACAGAAUACAAUAAAUAAAUAAUUGUUAUUGCACAUUUUUAAUUGUACAAUUCCGAUUUGUUUUCUUGCAGUUCUGAGAAAAAAGUCAGACAUGCAGGAUAUAAACUCAGAAUUGCAAGAUUAUUAUGAGACAAUUAUGAGAUAAAUCCAUAAUUCUAAGAAAAAUGCCUGAUAUGUGAUACAACAGUCAUACUUUUUAUUUUUUAUUUUUUAUUCUGUGGUGGAAACAAGCUUCCAUGAGAAGCACCUUUGAAGGAAAGUUUUCCAUUCAAAUGAAAUGUCUCUUUUUUUCUUCAUUAGAUAGACAUCAGUUAAACCUUCAUCUCUAAUCAUGUCCAUUAGAGGAGAUAAUGUUCUUCUAAUAAUGAAACUUUCUUGCUCUAAUUGUGUAAAAAAAAAAAAAAAAAAAGCCGAAGGGUAGAUUGCAUAUGACUUUUUAGAAAAAAAAACAAAAACCAAGGGCUGUAUUCUGUUGGUCUGAGCGCAGAGCCUGAAGGAACGCCCAUAGACACAUGAUGAUUAAAUCAGUUCUGAUUCAGCCCGAGGUGAUGGCGUCUGAUAUGGGUGUUGUGUUAGUUGUAGGGUGAUGACCACUAGAGUUAAUCUGAACAUUAACCAGAUCUCUUCCAGCUGAGACAUUUCUUUAAAGUGUCCUUAGAAUUUCAGUCUUUUAUGUAACGUUUCAAACUGCUUUUGUUCUCGUUGUGUGUUGAUUUCACAAGGUCAGUCACUUGAAAGAUGUUAAAGGAUUGUAAGAUUUAAUCACAAAGAAAUUUCCAUUCAGAAGAAAAAGCUGUCCACAAUAUUUCUAUGACAUUGAAUUUAAUAAUGUCUGUAUUUUUUACUGAAAUAUUUUAUAAUGUGAGAUUUUGCACACCUAAUGCACAGAUGAUUUUGUAUCUUGAACCACAAAUUGGUUAUAUUUUCAUUGCAAUAAUUUUUCAAACUAAUCUUUUACCUUUGCUAACGCAAACAAUUUUGUAUUGUUUUCUUUAGGUAUGACUAUGAUAAAAGAGAUUGCAAUGUAAUUGAUUCAAUAUUGGACCCUUUGCACAUUUACCUGAAUUAUUAAAAAUGUAUCUUUACAGUCUAAUAAAACAUUUCCUCUUGAAAA
This is a messenger RNA of Carassius auratus (goldfish), 6092 nucleotides long. Its product is annotated as ATP-binding cassette sub-family D member 1-like. Gene Ontology annotation, biological process: long-chain fatty acid import into peroxisome; fatty acid beta-oxidation; very long-chain fatty acid catabolic process. Gene Ontology annotation, cellular component: peroxisomal membrane. Bases 972 to 3332 code for a protein of 786 amino acids. Gene Ontology annotation, molecular function: ATP binding; ABC-type transporter activity; long-chain fatty acid transmembrane transporter activity. The record is from RefSeq and is a predicted model, not a curated record. NCBI's taxonomy places the organism in Eukaryota, Metazoa, Chordata, Actinopteri, Cypriniformes, Cyprinidae. The transcript has 10 exons.